GAAGCAUCCCACCACGCUAUUGUCCUUAUUGGGUUGACAGUACACGUCUCCGCGCGUAUUAUGUAGUGAUAUUUGUAUUUGAUCAUUCAUUUGAAAUUCCUAUCGUCUGGGCAUUUUUACAAACAGCCUGUGCUUGGUGGUUUUAGAAUCGACAAAAGUGAUACCGUCUGUUCGUCUUGGAGUGAUUUAUGUUUGGGUGCUUAUUUCUCACCAGAGCUAUUUCUCUUCAUUCCAAUUCCAAUGGAUAGCUGUGAGCUGCUCCGCCUUUUAUUGACCCUCAACUACUAAAGUUGUUGUAUAGUGAUUUGGACACAUGAUCCGAAGUAGACCUAAUCUAUCUGUUUUCUCUGUUGUGCUCGUCAUCCGUCAGAAUUUAUACUCUGUUAAUCGCAGUAGUAUAUUUGAGCAGCUCCCGACCACUGCCUUCAAUUUCUUGAAACCUUCAGUGUCUGCCUCUUUUCCGUCUCCACCACAAUUUGGUUUCUCAGCCCUGUUUUCCUCUUCGUCCCUGUCCGCAAAAGUUGGAGGGUCAACCGAUGUCCCAACUCUAGGUUUUGACGAGACUUCUGGUGAUGACGAGGAGGUGGUGGAUGACCUUGACAGGAAUAAUCAUCCCCACUCUAGUCAGUUAGACUUAAGGGAUGAUGAUCUUGGCCAAGAUGUUAAAACGAUAUUGGAUAUAUUACGUGGAGCAGCUUGUAGACCAUCUGAAAUUAAAUGUAAGCUCGAGAGUUGCAGUAUUAAUGUAUCAUCAGAGUUGGUUGUAGAGGUUCUUUCAAGAAUUCGUAAUGAUUGGGAAGCAGCUUUCACUUUUUUCCUGUGGGCAGGCAAGCAACCGAAUUAUGUUCAUUCUGUUCGUGAGUACCACUCCAUGAUUUAUAUCCUUGGUAAAAUGAGGAAGUUUGAUACUGCUUGGACCUUAAUUGAGGAAAUGAGACGAGGUAGUGCUGCUCCAUCUCUUGUCACCCCUCAAACUCUUCUGAUUAUGAUUAGGAGAUACUGUGCUGUUCAUGAUGUUGGAAAGGCUAUAAGUACUUUCUAUGCAUAUAAACGAUUCAACUUUCAAGUUGGAAUGGAGGAAUUUCAAGGCCUUCUUUCUGCCCUUUGUCGGUACAGGAACGUAGAAGAUGCUGAGCAUCUUCUUUUCUGCAACAAAAAUGUAUUCCCAUUCAACACCAAGAGCUUUAACAUUAUUCUCAAUGGAUGGGGUAAUGUGAUUGGUAGCCCACGUCAUGCAGAGAGAAUUUGGGAGGAGAUGGGCAAGAGAGGAAUCCAAUAUGAUGUUGUCUCCUAUGCAAGCAUCAUGUCUUGCUAUUCAAAGUCUUCUAAACUCUACAAAGUAUUCAGGCUGUUUGACCGGAUGAAGAAAACCAAGAUCACUCCAGAUAGGAAAGUUUAUAAUUCGGUCAUUCAUGCUCUCGCAAAGGGUAGGUUUGUGAAAGAAGCUGUCAAUCUCCUGAAAACAAUGGAAGAUGCCAACAUUUCUCCGGAUACUGUUACUUACAACUCACUAAUCAGUCCUUUAUGUAAAGCCCGCAAAAUUGAUGAAGCUAAAGAAAUUUUAGAUGAGAUGAUGCAGCGGGGUCUAUCUCCUACAAUUCGGACUUAUCAUGCUUUCUUCCGUAUCUUAAGGACCAAUGAAGAAAUAUUUCAGCUUCUGGGCAAGAUGAGGGAAUCGGGCUGUCACCCAACUACUGAGACUUUUCUAAUGUUGAUAAGAAAGUUUAGUCGAUGGCAACAGCUUGACAUUGUCUUUAAGCUCUGGAGUGAGAUGAGUGAAAGUGGAGUCAACCCUGAUCGUAGCUCUUACAUUGUACUGAUUCAUGGGCUAUUUCUGAAUGGAAAGCUGGAGGAAGCAUACAAAUAUUAUAAUGAGAUGCAGGAUAAAGGCUUCCUCCCAGAACCAAAAACAAGUGAAAUGCUUCAAGCCUGGCUUUCUGGAAAACAGGUAGUUGAAGAACAGAUGACAGAUUUAGAGCACAAGAAAUUAGAGAGUGAUUCUGUAGGAAAGAAUAUCAAGGGUAUACCUAGUAAACCAGAUAAGGAGAAAGAUUUUCUUCGCCAACCUGAGAUUAGAAGAGUAAAAAGAGAGCGGGGUUUUUCCUUUUGGGAUCAGUAAAGUCUCAUGUUGCAGCUGAAUCCGAUGACACAGUUUUUUCCUAGAUGGUUUUCACGAUUGUCUAACAAUCUUAUCAAGUUCCUAGUAUACUCCAUAAGGUGCAUAGUAUCUUUUCUCUAUGUAUACCCAGACUUCAACUAUAAUAAGAAAGAGAUAUGAAUAUAUGAUGUUUA
This is a messenger RNA of Neltuma alba, 2292 nucleotides long. RefSeq names its product pentatricopeptide repeat-containing protein At5g15010, mitochondrial. The record is from RefSeq and is a predicted model, not a curated record. The coding region runs from base 314 to 2119 and encodes 601 amino acids. Gene Ontology annotation, molecular function: protein binding. The transcript has a single exon. Lineage: Eukaryota; Viridiplantae; Streptophyta; Magnoliopsida; Fabales; Fabaceae.